Messenger RNA from Desarmillaria tabescens, 462 nucleotides. RefSeq lists its product as uncharacterized. Bases 1 to 462 code for a protein of 153 amino acids. The record is from RefSeq and is a predicted model, not a curated record. NCBI's taxonomy places the organism in Eukaryota, Fungi, Basidiomycota, Agaricomycetes, Agaricales, Physalacriaceae. The transcript has 5 exons.
AUGAACAUAUUAACAGCAGAUUGUGUGAUUAUUUGGUGGUGCUGGAUCCUAUGGGGAAGGAAUUGGAGGAUCAUCGUCCUUCCUUCAAUAUAUGCACUUUGUGGAACACUGCUCAUCAUGUACUGGCUGGUUCAACAAAUCAUGGAGAUCAUGGUAGAAUCAGCCCUAUUAUAUGUCAUCAUGCUAGUGGUCUACAUCCCAUUCAUCAUAAUAGAUAAUCCAUACAGUCUUUAUCUGCAAGUGGUUCUGGUUUCUGUUACAGGCUUCAUGCCAACUUUGAUACUCCUUCAUGUCACCUCUGGAAAUCAAUCCGGGAACAUGAAUCCAGUUUCACCAGAUAAUAAUAUACAUUCAGCAGGUUUACAAAGCCAGUCAAAAUUGAGUGCAAAGAGCAGUGUUACAUGCAUAGAUGAGAAGCAUGCAAAGCUCAUUAUUCCAGCAAAAAGUGGGGAAGUUGUAUGA